GUCCCUAUAUAGAAUGUGUUUCCUCUCUUAUGAAUCAACUCUUUCGCGUCUACUAGCGUGUUGAGAAGGGAUUAGAACCAGUGCGAUUAGGGUUUCGGGGGUAUCUUCUCCGAUCACGCGCCAUCGAUCGCCCCAGCUCUCGACUCCCGCGGCAAUGGCGAGCCUCUCCUCGGCGUUCCAGCCCCCGGCGGCGCCGUCCCCGCCGCAGAUGUCGCCGGGGCCGUCGCCGCAGGGCGGCGGCGGCGCCGCAUUCGGGAACGCGUCUCUCUACGUCGGCGACCUCGAUCGCGGGAUCACGGAGGCGCAGCUCUACGAACUGUUCAACCCCGUCGCACCCGUCGCCUCCGUUAGGGUUUGCAGGGAUCAAGUCCGGAGGUUCUCCCUCGGAUACGCCUAUGUCAAUUUCCACACUAUGCAAGAUGCUAAACAUGCAAUGGAGAUCUUGAAUUUCACUCCCAUUCAUGGGAAACCUAUCAGGAUCAUGUUCUCACACCGAGAUCCUAGCAUCCGAAAGAGUGGUCUAGCUAAUAUAUUUAUAAAGAAUCUUGACCCUACCAUUGAUAACAAAUCUCUGCAUGAUAUAUUUGCAUCUUUUGGUACUGUCCUUUCCUGUAAGGUGGCAACCGAUAUUAAUGGCCAAUCAAAAGGAUAUGGCUUCGUGCAGUUUGACCGUGAAGAAGCAGCUGAAAAUGCCAUCAACCAACUUAAUGGGAUGUUGAUGAAUGAAAGGAAGGUUUAUGUCGGUCUAUUUGUCCGUCGUCAAGAGAGAGAUAAAGGGAAUGGAUCAAUUAAAUUCACUAAUGUAUAUGUAAAGAACUUGCCAGAGACAUUUACUGAUGAUGACUUGAUAAGGGAAUUCAAAAGUUUUGGAGAUAUCACCAGUGCUGUAGUCAUGAGAGAUGCAACUGGCAAUUCAAGGGGUUUUGGUUUUGUAAAUUUUGAUAAACCAGAUGCUGCUGCUGCUUCUGUUGAAAACCUCAAUGGAAAAACUAUAAAUGAUAAAGUUUUGUAUGUUGGAAGAGCUCAGAAAAAAGGUGAAAGGGAAGCUGAGCUGAAGGCCAAGUAUGAGCAGGAGCGAAGUGGAAGACUUGAAAAACUUCGAGGACGUAAUUUGUAUGUAAAGAAUCUUGAUGAGAAUAUUGAUGAUGUACAACUUAGGAACAUAUUUUCUGAGUUUGGCUUUGUAAUUUCCUCCAAGGUCAUGGUUGACUCACAAGGGCAGAGCAAGGGGUCAGGAUUUGUGGCAUUUUCAUCUGCAGAAGACGCUAUCCAUGCUAUAAAUGAAAUGAAUGGGAAAAUGAUCGGGAGGAAACCGUUGUACGUUGCUCUGGCACAAAGUAAGGAGGAAAGAAGGGCAAGGUUGCAGGCCCAUUUUGCUCAACUUAAUGCUCAAGGGGCAAUGACACCCGUGCCUUCUAUCCCAGGUUACCACCCUGGUCCCCCUAGGCUUGCCCCCCCUCAGCACCUCUAUUUUGGCCAGGGGGGCCCCAGUCUGAUCCCACCCCAACCUGCGGGCUACAGCUUCCAACAGCAACUUAUUCCAGGGAUGCGCACCCCCAAUUACGUGAUGCCUUAUAAUGUUCAGAGGCAAGGACAAGCUGGUCAGAGGAUUGGUGCGAGGCGUCAGCAGAUGCAACAGCAGCAGCAGCAGCAGCUGGUUCAGCGCAACACUAAUCAAGGCUUUAGAUAUAUGCAAAGUGGUCGCAAUGGGGUUGACCCAACAAUGCAGCCCCAAGGUCUGAUGGGUCCGAUGAUGCCUUUGCCACUUGAUCCCAGCGGUAUGCAUGUUGCCCAGAUGGAUGCUAUCCGGCCUUCACCUAUUCCAAUCACAGCUCUUGCCUCUGCUUUAGCUUCUGCUUCUUCCGAGCAACAACGCAUUAUUCUGGGUGAGCAAUUGUACCCACUCGUUGAACGAAUAGAGCGAGAGCAAGCUGGUAAAGUUACAGGUAUGCUGCUCGAGAUGGAUCAAACCGAGGUACUCCACCUCAUAGAAUCGCCCGAUGAUCUUCAGAGCAAAGUCGCAGAAGCUAUGGAAGUUCUACAACAGGCUCAUGUUGCGGGCUCAGAUGCUGUCAAUCAGCUUGGCUCAUUAUCCUUGAAUGACUGAAGCUUGUGGUUUAGAAUUUAUUUAUCUUUGGCUUGAAUUGAUCUUGAUACUGCUUCAGUGGCCUUUACAAAUAAAAAAAAAUAAAAAAAUAUAUAUACAAUUUUAAAAAAAUUUAAAAAAAAGAGAGCAAAAGUUUUGGGUAUUAACCAUGAUACAAGCGAGAUAGUUAACUUAGAGGCCUUUUUUUUUUUUCAUUUUUUAGGGUCAUCUUAGAGUUUCAGGUUUUAUUUUAAUGCUCUGUUUUCUUUUUUCUUUUUGUGUGUGUGGUGGGUCGCAGAUGAUUGGUGGUUGGUAGUCGUUCUGGUGUAUUGAGUCAUCUCCAUGUUUUUUUUUUCAUUUUGGCUUGUAGAUGAUUGGUACUUUCUUUUUUUUUUUGAAUAUUUAUUCAAUGAAGCUUGUACUUACUAA
This is a messenger RNA of Ananas comosus (pineapple), 2515 nucleotides long. Its product is annotated as polyadenylate-binding protein 3. The record is from RefSeq and is a predicted model, not a curated record. The transcript is spliced from 7 exons. Gene Ontology annotation, cellular component: ribonucleoprotein complex; cytoplasmic stress granule; nucleus. Gene Ontology annotation, molecular function: poly(A) binding; poly(U) RNA binding; mRNA 3'-UTR binding. Bases 155 to 2107 code for a protein of 650 amino acids. Lineage: Eukaryota; Viridiplantae; Streptophyta; Magnoliopsida; Poales; Bromeliaceae.